CAGAAUUAUUGUUGUCGAAGUCAACAUGAGCAUGCGAGAGCCGCUGGUGACCGUAGCGACAUGCAACUUGAAUCAAUGGGCUUUGGACUUUGAUGGCAACUUGGCUCGCAUUGUGCAGUCCAUCCGCAUCGCGAAGGAGCGCGGCGCCACGUACCGCCUCGGUCCCGAGUUGGAAAUCUGUGGCUACGGGUGCGAAGACCACUUCCUCGAGGCGGACACGUUCUACCAUUGCUGGGAAAGCUUGGUAACGCUGCUGCAGAGCGACGUGACGGACAACAUCCUUUGCGACAUUGGCAUGCCGGUCAUGCACCUUGGGGUGCGGUACAACUGCCGCGUGUUUUGCUUGGACCGCAAGAUUGUGUUCAUUCGACCCAAGCUGUACUUGGCGGACGACGGCAAUUACCGCGAAAAGCGCUGGUUUACGACAUGGAAGAUCCACGCCGACCCGACUUUGAACCUGCAAGCGCACAUGCUGCCUCCCAUGAUCCAGCAUUUGACUGGUCAAAUCGAAGUGCCGUUUGGAAUCGGCGCCAUCGCCACCAGAGACUCUGUCAUUUCGUCGGAGACGUGCGAAGAGCUGUUUACACCCGACUCGCCACACAUUUCCCUCGCGUUAGGAGGCGUCGAGAUCAUCGGCAACGGAUCAGGAUCCCACCACCAACUGCGCAAGUUGGAGCAUCGCAUCGACUUGAUUCGCGGCGCGUCCGCCAAGGCGGGAGGCGUGUACUUGUAUGCGAACCAGCAAGGAUGCGACGGCGGACGCCUCUACUACGACGGAUGUGCGCUGAUCGUCGUGAACGGCCACAUUGUCGCGCAAGGGUCGCAGUUUUCCGUCACGGACGUCGAAGUGAUCACGGCGGUGGUGGACCUGGAUGACGUGCGGUCGUACCGUGGGGCGGUGAGCUCCCGCAGCGAACAAGCGAGCUCGCCGGACCACCGCAGCCUUUCCCGCGUGCCAGUGCAUUUCCAUAUGAGCCAGCCCAAGGAUGGGUUUUACCAGCAGACGACGCCGCGCAUCGACGCGAGACUUCACACCCCCGAGGAAGAAAUCGCAUUUGGCCCAGCUUGUUGGCUGUGGGACUACCUCCGACGGAGCAAGGCCAAGGGCUUUUUCCUGCCCUUGUCGGGGGGAGCCGACAGCGCGUCCGUGGCUGCGAUCGUGGGGGUCAUGUGCCACCUCGCCACCGCCGCCGCCAAUGCUGGUGAUGCCCAAGUCCAGCAUGACAUUCAGUACCUGUUGGACGUGGAAGGCACUCCGUAUGUAGCGUUAUCGGCGUCGGAACUGGCCAAUUCGGUGCUGCAUACAACAUACAUGGGCACGGAGAACAGCUCGACGGCGACGAAGGCCCGCGCCACGCGCCUUGCCGCGGAAAUCGGGAGCUACCACCUGAACAUGGUGAUCGACACGAUGGUGUCGGCGGUCGUGUCGACGUUUUCGCUGCUUGUGGGCAUGACGCCCAAGUUUGGCGUCCACGGAGGCACGCCGUCCGAGGACCUGGCGCUGCAAAACAUCCAGGCGCGGCUCCGCAUGGUGAUGGCGUACCUGUUGGCGCAGUUGUUGCCGUGGGUGCGGUCUCGGUCUGGCUUUCUGCUCGUGUUGGGGUCGGCCAACGUCGACGAAGCGCUGCGCGGGUACAUGACCAAGUACGACUGCAGCAGCGCCGACUUGAACCCGAUUGGCGCCGUGUCCAAGACGGACCUGAAGCGCUUGCUUGUGUACGCCGCGGCGGAAUACGCGUACCCGACGCUGGCCGAGAUUGUGGCGGCGCCUCCGACCGCCGAGCUUCGUCCGACGUCGGGGGACGGCGAGCACACGCAAGUGGAUGAAGAAGACAUGGGCAUGACGUAUGUCGACGAAUGUAGAAGCGUUCGCAGUAGGCUGAUUUGGAUGGAUGUAUGUAUAGGUACGACGAAUUGAGCUGGUUUGGCCGCCUUCGCAAGAUUGACCGGUGCGGACCGUUGUGGAUGUUUCGCAAACUCGGGGGCAUCUGGUCGCACUUGUCCCCGGUUGAGAUCGCGGCGAAAGUGAAGCGAUUCUUCUUUUACUACGGCAUCAACCGCCACAAAAUGACGACGUUGACGCCAUCGUACCACGCCGAGAACUACUCCCCCGACGACAACCGGUACGUCAUGUGCACCCUUGUGGUGUCGUCUGCAUGAGGCUUGGGUGAUGAUGGUCGUCGUGCACUUCUUGUAGCUUUGACUUGCGUCCGUUCCUGUACAACUCGAAGUGGACGCGGCAAUUCCAGUCCAUCGACGCUCUCGCCAGCGAAAUGGACCAACCCAAGGAAAAGGCGGAAUGAAACCGUCGUUUUGCAAAUCUAACCUCUAUGUUUGGAUAACACGCAACACAUUGAAUUUUGGA
This is a messenger RNA of Aphanomyces astaci, 2365 nucleotides long. Its product is annotated as NAD+ synthetase, variant 2. The record is from RefSeq and is a predicted model, not a curated record. Gene Ontology annotation, biological process: NAD+ biosynthetic process. Gene Ontology annotation, cellular component: cytoplasm. The coding region runs from base 26 to 1918 and encodes 630 amino acids. NCBI's taxonomy places the organism in Eukaryota, Oomycota, Saprolegniomycetes, Saprolegniales, Verrucalvaceae. Gene Ontology annotation, molecular function: ATP binding; NAD+ synthase (glutamine-hydrolyzing) activity; glutaminase activity. The transcript has 6 exons.